Messenger RNA from Caenorhabditis angaria, 5064 nucleotides. NCBI's taxonomy places the organism in Eukaryota, Metazoa, Nematoda, Chromadorea, Rhabditida, Rhabditidae. The record is from the annotation of a GenBank genome assembly.
AUGAGUUUGCGAAACUCGGCUGAGAUUGAGCAAAUGAACAAGAAUAGUUCAGGUAUACUCAUUUAAAUAUAAGGUCUUAUCAACCCCCUGUCAUUAAAUGAUUCAAACUGAUUUCUGACUUUUUUGAAUUAUGAAAAAUUGUCCUACUGUAGCAAAAAUUAUAUAUAAUUUUUCAGAAAUGAAUUUUUUUGUGGGCGGCAUUUUGGAUUAACAUUUGGUCAGUUCUGUAGAUGAGUAUCAAAUCCUAUUUACUUGAAAAAAGGAAAAAAUAAAUAAAUUUUUCUUUGUUCCUGGAUUUCUUCACAUAUGUACAAAUAGAUAUAGAUUAGUAAUACAACUAGUUUGUCUUCUGGAAGAAUAAUAACCUUGAAAAACUGUUUUUGAAAAUGAAAAUAUUCACACACUGGAUGAAAACUAAAUAAAUAAGUAUUUUUUCACACAGUUAUUUCUUAAGAUGUACUUUUUUGUUAUUAUUUUUCUAAAUUUUCUAGCUCAAAUAAUCACAGGUUAGUAGUGUUAACAUGAAAAAAUAACAAAUGAAAUCAUAUUUUUCUUCAGCUCAAAAAUGUCCAGUAAGCCAAUUUAUAGAUGCAGCCAUGUUCAGUCAGGAUUUAGUGAAAAUGAGAAGUAGGUUUAUGUCAGAUUGUUUUCUGACUCAUUGUUCCUAAUCAUAGAUGUUUUGGUAAAAACAGAUUUAGAAAAAAAAUGAACAAAAAAGAUGAUGUAAGGAAGAAAUAAGAAAAGAAUCUUACAAAAAAAAGUAACAACAACAAUAAUAUUUCAGCACGUUCUCAAAUUUUCGAGCUUCUCAAAUUUCGUAUUGUUCUUUCUUCCUACGCUGGAAAAGAACAAUGAAAAAUAAAUAAGAUUUUUGGAAAGUUCAUGAUCAUGAUGAUUUCGAAAUUUUGUUUUUUUUUGUGAAUUUUUCAACAUGAUAAAAAUUAGGGAUUGGGGCUUGAGUUCAAAAAAUGGAAGUGUUUCAACUUCUAGUAGUUUUUGAGCCGCUGAAACACAUCUCCUGACAUGAGUUAUGACGUGUCCAAUUACCAGAAUUUCAAAAAAAAUAAUUGAUGAAUUUUUUGUUAGGAGUUGAAUUUUUGAAAUUUAAGACUACGAAAUCGUGAUCAGAGGGGUGAAAACUACUAGAAAAAAUAUAUUUCGUAGUCUUAAAUUUCAGAAUUUUUAAAAAAAAUCUAGAGUGAAAAAACAGUUUUGACUCAGAUGUCGAGAAGGGAAAAAAUCCCAUAGAAAUAUUUCAAAACUAUGUAUGAAUCAUUUUCAGGAAACAAUACAAAAUACUACUCUAGAUAAUAACAGAUUCCCAUUUUUCUCCGAUCAUAGAACAAAAUGACUAAUCUACUAAACUCAAUUAUGUACGCAAAAUUUCAAGUUCUCAUUUUUUUCAAACAUCAGAUUUUGAUUUGAAAUUAUGGAAAAGACUAGAAAUGUGAAGUGUUCUUCGAUUAUUCAUGUUUUUGUUUUUGUUCGAAAAUAUGGGGUUUCAUAGGCUAUGUAGACAUCAACAGAAUAAUCUGACGUUUUUAGAAGAAAAAAAAAACAUUGAUGAUAAAAAUAAAGGGGGUAUGGAAUUACUUUGGAAUUGUCAGGAAUCAGGUGAUUUCAAAAACUAUAAUUUCGUAAAGUUCAUGACAAAAAUUAAAGGUAUUUUCUGUUUUUUUUUUCGAAAUCAACUGAUGAAAAUGAAGACUUACAAAUUCAGAAAUCUGUGAAACCUCGAAAAUAGAUAUCAAGAACCAUGAGGUUUUUCUGGAAUUUUGUAAGAUCACUCUGAAAAUUUGAUUUUCUUGAUUUCAGGAGAACAUUUUGCAUUUUCAUUUCUGAAAAGAAAUUUUCACCUGACGAAUAUUGCAGCAAGCUAAACGUUUAGAGAACGCACGAACGCCGAAAAUUUUUGUAAAAAUAAAGUCAAAUAUUUUCUUAAGAGCAUAGAUUUGGAUGAAAAACUAACAACAAAAACAACCUUGUGCAAUAAAGUGGAAAAAUUUCCAGAAAAAAAAACACAAAAACCUUUCAAGACCACCAAGAUAGAAAACACAAUUUUGUGAUUUGUAGAAUUCCUGGGUGGACAUGCGGACAUCGAUAUUUUAUUCCCAUUUUACAAAGAGGGCUCAGCUAUUGGAAACGUUGUAGUUCAGUAUCAAUGCGAUCUAGAAUGCUAUGAUUUCGAUUCAUUUUUCACGAAACCAUGCAGGUGAAAAUUUCCAUUCAAAAAUAAAUCAGCAAGGUGGUUUUUGCAGAUGGCAUAAUGAGAAAAAUGGGUGUGAUGGAGUGCACGAUGAAUUGGAUUGGAUUCGUAUGAGAGGCGCUUGGGGAAAACCGGGAGAUGAUGUUUUCAUGAAAACUGAUCGACCAGGUGGGAUUUUUGAAUUAAUUCUUACAAGGAAACUGUUUUCUAGAUUUAAAAAAUAUAUGAUUUUAGUCAUCUAAAAUUGCAGAACUCAACUCCUAACAUGACUGUCAAAAUUUGAAAAUUUCGAGAUUUUGGAAACUAUCUUUAAAAUAAUUUUCAAGAAAAUCAUCUUUGAAGAUAGUUUUCAGCUCCAAAAAUCCCGAAAUUUUCAAAAUUUGACACCUCAUAACUCAUGUUAAGAGUUGAGUUCUGCAAUUUAAGACGACGAAAUCGUGAUGAGCGUGUUGAAAACUACUAGAAAACAUAUAUUUUGUGAAUCUAUAGAGAAAUUAAAUCAAUUCUAACGUAUGAUUUUCAAUUUAAAAAUUCACGAAAAAAAAGUUUUACAUACUACGUACAUGAGAAAAUUAUUCAUCCGAACAAGGAAUCUAAAAAUGUGAGAAAAAUAACUAUUUUAUUGAAUUAGUUCCAGAUAAUAUUAUAUUUUUAGAAAAAGAUUUCUGACAAUUUGAGUUACACAGGAUCAGGUACAAAACUGAAUAACACAAAUCUUGGAAAUUUGUAGUAAAUAACACAUUGGUUUUCAGAAAUCAGAAAAAAAAUGAUUUCUGGUCAAAACUAUGGAAAUAAUACAUAUAAAUUGUUAGAUUUAUUCAACUCAAAAUUCAAAAAAUUGUUUCUGAAACUCGAAAAGAAAUCAGUCAAGCGUUUUGUUUUGACCAAAAUCAUUGCAAUUUUGAAGUGAGCUGUCAUAUUUCUCAAUUAAAAAUACAUUUAACAAAAUUCAAGAUCUCUGAACCAAAUUUAAAGAACUGAAACGAAAAAAAACUCAUAGGAAGUUCUUCAUAAGUUUCAAGAAAAAUAAAACUUCCUGGUUUUGAUUUUCAAAUCUGAUCUGAUAUCACAAAAAUUCCAACUAUGUGCUCUGAACCUGCUAGACAUGACAUGACAUUUCCAAAAUUUUCAGCUGUUUUCAAAAAAACUGAUUUUUUGAACUUACAGAUGGCUUCUACCUCUUCGUUGGAAUUCAAACAAAAUUACCAGAAAUGUAUUCGGCAAUGUUAGUCAGCGAUCCAAUUCAAUGUCAGGAAGGAGAUGGAGUCCUCAAGUUCAAAUUCUGGACUUCUCCGGGCGUUAAAAUACGCGUAUGUACCAGGUAAUCAAGUUACAGAAACUCUAGAGUACCUCUUGAGACUCAAGCUAGAAAAUCAAGUGGAAAUGUAACUUGAGAAUGGUUUUUUGGUCAAAAAAAAAUUCCAGAUUUCCAUCAAUGGGAAAGAGAUAUAACUGGUGUUCAGAGCCAGUAAAAAGGAACAGCACAAAAUUGGCAAAUGUUCAGAUUCCGGGAAGUCUUCUAAACAUGUUUGAGGUAGGAAAUGCAAUUUUUCUCAUAUUUUUUGAAGCGAAUGAUCUUUUUAUUAAUUCAUUCAAAGAGCGAGACCAAAAAAGCAACUAUUUGGGUUCUUCAAAAUUCAUUAAAAAAUUAUUUCUGCAGAAAUGGGAAUAAUAUAUAAUAACAUCUAGGAAAAAACAAGUUCAAACUACUAAAUUAUUCUCUAAUGACGAAUUUUUUCUGCGCAUUUCACACGUAGUUUCAGAAAAGCAUGAAAUGCAGACUUUCGGAGUUUAAAAAUUCAUGAAUUUAACAUUUUCAAGACAAAGAAAGAGAAUAACAGAAAAAAAAUCAUGGAGGGAUAAAAAACCAAAAAAAAAAGAAAAGAAAUGAAAAAUAAAUUAACAAUCAAGGGUUAUUUCAGAUUGUUAUUGAGGCGUAUUCAUUCAGUUUGGAUGCUUUUUGGAGUUCAAGGCGGAGCAGCUGCCAUUGAUGACAUCUCAUACAAUUCGACGUCGAUUUAUAAUUGUCAGAUGAGUGAGUAGACCACCAAGGGAGAUAUUUUAUGAAAAGACCACCCAAGAAGUAUACGUUUCUAAUAGAAACAUCUGUUAAGACGAUUUUUCAAAUGGGAAAAUGAAUUAAUUUUGAUUAGCUACAAAAAAAUGUAGACCACCCACGAAGGCAAAAUGUUCGUUGAAUAUUUGCACCGAAGAUUUUAGACCACCCAAGAAGUUUUUGUACAAAAAAACUAGAUAGGAAUUUUCCUGGAUGAAUAAUAACCUAAUUCAAAUGACUUCAAAGACCACCCAGGAAGUUUUUAUUUACACAAUAACAUAUCUCAUCCAAGCGCUCACAGAGAUCAUUUUUUUUGCUGAAAUUAAUAUGCUAUAAUUUUCUCCCCUUUUCCAGUUCCGCAUUUUGAGAAACCAAUCAACGUCACAGAAAAAGUGUGUCGAGCAAUGUAUUGUGAUUUUGAUAUUGGAGAUUGCACGGGAAAAUUGUCGAAAAAAUGGGAGAUUUCGGAUGAAAUUAUUGGCCCCAAAUCUUCUGGAAUUUCUGAACUUUUGGGUAUGUUAGUCAAAUAUUUUUGAUCCGGCUUAAAAGUGCGAACACAAAGAUUGACAUCUGACAAAUCUGCACUUUUGAAAAAGCCUUUUCUCAUGAUUUUUCUGUUGCAGAAGGAAGCUUUGGUUAUGUGAAGGGCCCAGGAGAUGCAACAUUGAGUUUAGGAAAACUUCAAAUUCCAAGAACUUAUGGACUUCAAUUUUGCUAUUUUUCCGCUAGUCUUGGAACAAGGUUCAAAGUUGUUGAAGUUGAAGAAAGUUCCAAAGAACGUAUAAUGUACGUUUUGGUUUGA